Messenger RNA from Trichomycterus rosablanca, 4245 nucleotides. Its product is annotated as WD repeat-containing protein 49-like. Gene Ontology annotation, molecular function: protein binding. The record is from RefSeq and is a predicted model, not a curated record. Bases 7 to 3087 code for a protein of 1026 amino acids. The transcript is spliced from 19 exons. NCBI's taxonomy places the organism in Eukaryota, Metazoa, Chordata, Actinopteri, Siluriformes, Trichomycteridae.
GUAACCAUGGCGACGGUGCAGGAGGCGGAGGUGCUGGAGAAUCGCCUGAGCAUGGAGGACUUCAUCAGCAUGCACCGUCUGUUUCAGUCAUCCGACGGCUCCACAGUGGUGAUGCAGCGGGCGGAGUUUGUUGACCGCUUCUGCUCUGCGAUUGGUCGGGGCUCCCGGGAGGAAUACGAACGUCUUUUUGACAGUGUGGACGUAUCCAGGGACGGCUGGUUAGACUGGGAUCGACUGGCAUCUUACCUUCUUCUGGGGCUUUCAGAGAAAGAGGAGCUGACCGUGAUGUCCGCAGUGCCACGCUGGUCCUCGCCCCGACUCUUAUCCAACCCACACAAAGGGCCAAUCCAGAGCCUGGCACAGCUGAGUGGUGGACGCUACCUGAGCAUUAGUAAGGAGGGCAUGAUGGGAGUGUGGGCGGAGAACCUGACCCUGCUGAAGAGUCACCGUCUUCAUAAUGACUCGGUCAAACUUAAAGACCUCUGGGUAACGGGGAUGGUGGUCAUGCCCAAUGUCCACAAGGUCGCUGUUUCCUUCACCAGUAAAGAGAUCUGCUUUUACGAUCUGCUCUCCAAACCAGAGUUCAGUUGUCAGUAUAAAGUUCUGGGGUUGCGCCACACCCCCAUCUGCCUCCAUUACUGGUACAAUUCAGAGAGACCUGAACACUCUGUGCUCAGCUUUGGAGACGUAGCAGGACAGGUGAGCGCAGUGUGUUUCAGGUCAGCUCUGGUCUCUCUGUUUGAGAGGCCGAGUGCUGGAGUGGAUCAGAACACCGUCGUUACCAUCAGCUGGACGGAACUUCAGCAAAAUCACCAUCGCUGCUGUUACACCGUCACACACAGCGGUCAUCACACACACUGGGUCAGGAACGUGCGGUUCCUGGGGCCGUUGGAGGCGCUGGUCUCCUGCAGCGCUUCCUCUCAGAGCAGCAUGGUGAUUGCAUGGAGAGAAUCAGAGACCCGCCCACUCCGAAUCACCACCUUCCACACCGAGAAGGGAAUCCUGGAUCUGGAUUAUCAUCCGGGACUCAACCUCGUCGCCACAGCAGGUAUAAACAACCAGGUGCGUCUGUGGAACCCAUACCUGGUCUCCAAACCUGUGGGAAUCCUGCAAGGUCAUGUAACCAGUGUGGUGGCAGUGCAGUUCAUGCUGGGAAGGAAACAGCUCAUCAGCUUCUCCAAAGACAAGGUGUUGAGGGUGUGGGACGUGUCCACCCAGCUGUGCAUCCAGCGUGUAGCGGGACUCUUCCCAAAAACGCGGGAGUGUAGGACACUCUUGUUCUUCCAUGAGGACCGAUGGCGUUUACUCCUGUCGUUCAACAGCGAUCUGUGGUUUCUCCAGCUGCACAAAGAGGAGAAGAGAAAAAGAAUGAGCCACGAAUGUGUCGUAACCUGCGUCCUCUACAACCCCCUGUUCAAACAGGUGAUCAGCAGUGAUGUGAACUCUGGAGUGACGUUCUGGCUCAUCGACACGGGACAGAAAGUCAAACACUUUCCCCGUUGCCAUGGUGAUGCAGCAAUUUCCACCAUGGCGUUGGACAAGACUCAGAUGCAGCUCUUUACCGGAGGCACAGACGGCGUGGUUAUGGUUUGGGAUUUUAAUGGCCACUGUCUCCACAAACUGAAUGUAGGUGGAAAUGUGGAAGUGGAAAUCACACAGAUCCUGCUGCUGAAGACGAAAGUUUUAGUGUUUGACUGGGACAGGAUGAUUGGUGUAUUCAGGAUGAACGCUUUCUCUCAGUACUAUGUUCAGAUGUCCGAGUGGAGAGGAGGAGUUCAGCAUCGUGAUGAUGUUCUGUGUGCUGCUUUUCAUCCACCUCAAACUUUAGUGACUGGCAGCAGGGACGGUGAGAUUAUAGUGUGGAACAACAACACUGAAAACGUUCUGCACAAACUGAAAACUCCCACACAGCAUUCAGACCUGAAGUCCAACUCAGAUAAUGCACUAUAUAAAUCCAGCACACCAAAAGGCAAACAGACGUCAGUGAAUUCUGCAUCCGGAGUGAACUGUAGCGCCCCUGGUGGUAAAGAGGACUCAGAGAACUAUGCCUUCACCAGACUGGCAUUUCUGGAAGGAAGAAAAGAAGCAACAGCGACAGGUGGAGCUGAUCUGGUGUCGUGUGGAGGUUCCGGUGUGGUUUGUAUUUGGAGUACCACAUGUUCUCGGUUAGUCGGGGAGUUCGUGGCCCAUAAAGACUCCAGCUCCAUCACAAUGACCGUGGACAGUGGUGGACGUUACCUGGUCACAGGGGACAUGGACGGAGCUCUAAAAGUGUGGGAUGUCCAGGGUUACUGUCUCUACCCCUCCGAGGACGUGACCACCCAGCCACCAGCACUUCUCUCCAGUCUCCACCCUCACACCAACUGUAUCACUCACCUGGAGACGUGCAGCCACGACAGCCGCCUGUUUCUUCUCAGCGCCUCGGCUGAUUGCACCGUGGCACUCAGUUUCCUGCCAGGAGGAACAAUUGGCACAUUCGGACAAGGACGACACUGGAACCUGGCAUCAAUAAGUCAGGUGUUUCAGAGGGAGGAGCAGGAUGUGGGUACACAUGUUCCCUCAGAGGGUGAGAAACAAAACGUUCAGCAGGAACCACGACCUGAACCAAAACCAGAGGAGGAACCAGAUCUGAACCACUCAGUGCAACUCAGUAACCCUGGUAAUGAUGUCACUCCACGCGGGCAGGGCUUUGUGGACGGACUGGGUCAGCAGCAGCGUGACAGCAAAUCCCAUCAGCAUGUGAACGGUGUUCACAAACCCUCCAUCGGGAGGCUCAGUGAUCUGCGACUGGAGAAACUGGAACCAGUGGAACAGCUGCGCAAACCAGACUUCAUCUUCAAUCCUCAUUUAUAUUUUGGCAAGAUGUGGGAUUCACCAACUCCAACUCCACCUGCACUUCCUGCCACAGAGGAGGCAGGACACAAAGCCGUGUUUGACGAGAAGAAUCUGUUUCCUAAAGACGUUCUGGAGAAGGUGGAAAGAUCUCAGUGUUGCACUCAGACGGUGAACGUGAUGAGGAGUUAUGGCAGAGCCACCAGGAGCUUUGGAAAAACUAAAUCAUCCUCUGGAGCCCACAAAACCAAAUGAUGAUCCUUUCAUUUAAGGGAGGAGGAGGGAAUUAUGUAAAUGCUUUUUAAAAGAGAGAUUCAGGAAUAUUCUUCACACGUUCCAACAGCAAACAGUCAGGUCAAAGUUCAGGGUAAAAAUGUCUGUGUUGCGGCUCUGGGAUCUGCAGAUGGAAGAGAAACAAACCCGGUUGGCAUGUGAAAUUUCACCAGACGUUCUGCUGACCUGUGUAUCACGUAUGUAAUAACCUUCAGGUGUUCUAAGCAUCUCUGACUUAUGUGUUUUUGGAUUAUGACCACUCUUCUGAAAAGACUUUGAAGUAUGUUUGAGAGAAUUUGUAUGACUGGGCAUUGAUGUUGGUCAAGAAAUCCUCAAGUAAUGUUCCAGUUAAUUCCAAAAGUUUCAUUGUUUUGAUCUUUUAUGUAAAAUAUGAGCAACAAUAGCUGCUUUACUAGCUGAAAUUAAUUAAUAAAUAAUAAUAAUAAUAAUCUAGGGUCGAUGGAUCAGCCAUAACAUUAAAACCACCUCCUUGUUUCUACACUCACUGUCCAUUUUAUCAGCUCCACUUACCAUAUAGAAGCACUUUGUAGUUCUACAAUUACUGACUGUAGUCCAUCUAUUUCUCUACAUACAUUUUUAGCCUGCUUUCACCCUGUUCUUCAAUGUUCAGGACCCCCACAGGACCACCACAGAGCAGGUAUUAUUUAGGUGGUGGAUCAUUCUCAGCACUGCAGUGACACUGACAUGGUGGUGGUGUGUUAGUGUGUGUUGUGCUGGUAUGAGUGGAUCAGACACAGCAGCGCUGCUGGAGUUUUUGAAAAUAUUGUGUCCACUUACUGUCCACUAUAUUAGACACUCCCACCUAGUUGGUCCACCUUAGAAGAGAAACCACUGCUUUCCCCUUGUAAUAAUUCUGACUGUAUUGCUAUAAUGUAGUGUUAAGGUUGCUGUGUUGCAGCACAUACCACAUCUUGCUUUUUCUUUGUCGAAUUUCAUAUAAAAAUGAAGUUGUGAGGUGAGAAGAACUAAUUAGAUAAAAUAAAGAUGUGAAUUGCAUGAUGAUACCUGUGUGCUGCAUGGUUUCAUCUCAAACCACUGAAUCCUGUUGCCAUGGAAGCUGAAGGACUUUCACACGAGUGUUCAUUAAUUAGUAAAAUGUAAAUUAAAAUUUAACAAACA